Molecule: messenger RNA, 2319 nt
Organism: Prorocentrum cordatum
Lineage: Eukaryota; Dinophyceae; Prorocentrales; Prorocentraceae
Source: the annotation of a GenBank genome assembly
GUGCCCUCUAGAAUCGCCGCGUGCCCGCGUUGCAUAUGAGGCAGUCUUUGUGUCUUCUGGGCUCAGACGGCACCCGGCCCUUGUCAUGGCUUCUGCGCGCAAUCCUGCGGAAGGAGUUGGUGCCACUCUGGAUGGUGUCCUCGCGUCGCCAGGGUCAUUAGAAGACCCGUCGGCCAUCCUCUGGACCGAGAGCUCACAUGCGCGACGGAAGACAACGGGGCCGACUGCGUGGACAUUUGCUCGUGAGUUUCCCGUGUAAGCGCCCUCCUUUGCACUCGUUGUGCCGCAUUGGCAGCCCGCGUAAGCCGCGGCGUAAGGUUUGACGUUUUCUCGCGUAGGACCCGUCUCUUGUCGUCGCUCAAAUGUAAUAGUCUAUGAUGAGAGUCAACGACAGUUCUUUUUGCACACGUAUGUUGUAUGUCUUGAGUUGGAGUUCAAACUGGCGUUGGUGCAGAGAGUGAAGACCCUGCUGGAAUCUCAAGAAGACAAGGACGCACAGGGCUCGUUUGCUUUGGAUGGUUCUGAAAGUGUUCUGCGCGAGUUGAGCUAUCCCUCCCGGGAAGACGAUCAACUCGUACCUGUACAGCGAGUAUUGUACAAGGCGUUUGGGAAGAUGUAUUGGCGCGAAGUUGUUUCGAAGUUGUGGCAGUACAAUGCGUCUGUCCUAGGCGAGGCCAGCGAUGACCACGAAGUAGUUGUAUUAGUCUUUCGGCUUACAAGCAGAGCACCAUUGCAGUUUGAUCUGGUGGAAGCUUAUAAUGAGAAAAGUACUGUGCUGGCAAACGUCAUGUCUGCGUACCCCCCACAAGAUUCGACAGGCAACACGCCGACAGUGGAGUUUGUUGCUGGCAUCGCCAACGAUGUUCUUUCAGAACUGGGCAACAACAAUGCCAAAUUCUGGGAUGCUGUUUGGAACGGAGACACCGCCAGCCUGGAAACUUUGAGUAUUAUGGCGCGACGGGCUUCGCAUAGUGUUGAAGAGCUAUCCUGUGCAGAAGCUUGCAUCCAGUACCCGCACUGGCGAGAUGACGCCUUCUUAACGUAUAUUGCCCCAGAUGGAGCUGACCUUGGCGACGCAUUGGAUUUUAGAAUGCAUUGGUAUCUUCAUGGCAGCAAGGAGUUCAUCAGUCUGCAAUCCACCGUUCGUGUCGACGCAGAUCCACCACCUUUGGCCCGCAUCCUCAGCUUGCAGUCUUACCUGGCACGUCAGCGAAUCCCCUGCGUCCUGACAUCGGUAAAUUCGUUUGGCAUGUUUCGCCAAAUUGUCAAUUGGUUUUUACUCGCACCCGAUGAGCGCGAACAGAUGAUCAAUCUGUAUGGUGAUGAGAAUGCAGGUCUCUAUCAUGUUCCAGCCGUUUUGCACCGCCAGCCAGAUUGGCAACCCUUAGAUGGCGCUCACAGCGAUGGCCUCGCCACUCUCGCGCUCAUCAUCAAGUCUCUUUUCCUUGAGCGUCUUCCGGGAAUUCCAGCCGAUGACGACGAGAGCCUUGCACAGUUCGAGGGUCGAGACCUGCUGAGCUGCAGCAUGUCAGUCGCGCACCGCGAGAUCGGCGAGAGCUGUCUGCACUACUACAGCACCCGUGGUGUCUCAAUGCAGAGUCAGAGGAUUGCGGCCAUGAGCGAUGAAGAACUGAUGCACGUGUGCAGCGGCUCUGCGGAUGACGACGGCUAUGGCGACAAAGGUAUGCUGUUUCAUGGCUACGCGCCCGACAUGCAUCAGGCGUUGGCGGAAUUGUUUGUGAGCUUUCGGGGUGCGACCGGCGGCGAGUUUCGAAGCUAUUUGCAGGCAGUCGCUCUGGUUGGCGAAGAUACCAACGGGCCCCAGUCCUUGGACAAUUCCGUGUAUGUCUCUGGCCGUUUCGGGAAUUAUCAGUUGGCAGAAAUGUUUAGCGACGAAGGUUUAUCGCUUUGGAAGCGAGUGAAACACAACGCAAUAGAAAUAAUUCGACAGGACAUGGAGGAAUGUUCAGAUUAUUCUGAUGGCGAGAACAGAAUGCUGGAUAGCCGGCUGCAGAGGCUCCUCAAAGAUGCUUUACAUCUCGAAGCAGGCGCCGUGUCAAAUGGUGAGUUGCGCGCGCGGCUUCUGAAUCUGGAGAGAGACUGUUGGCCCAGUUGCGCGUUGCCCGAAGGCGAGGUCAAUACCUCUGUGAACGCACAAGUGCGAGUUGUUCCUAACUCUGCUGUGCACAUGGCGCCGAUUCGAACAUUCCGUUUCUUCACAAACGAGGAUCGGCGCCAGUUGAAUGAUUUUGUAGAGACGAAUAUUGAGAGAUUGGACAGCUUGAGGAAUUUCUUGACAAACUCAUGAAAGCACGGGAA